This is a messenger RNA of Rubroshorea leprosula, 2360 nucleotides long. The record is from the annotation of a GenBank genome assembly. NCBI's taxonomy places the organism in Eukaryota, Viridiplantae, Streptophyta, Magnoliopsida, Malvales, Dipterocarpaceae.
AUUGCUCUCCCACUAUAUUUUCUUGCUCUGUAUUGUUUACCAAUUCCACAUCAAGCUUGUCAGGGGACUAUGGAGAUAGAGGUGGCUGCAAGUAGUAGUAAUCAGAACUAUGGCAGUGGUGGUGGCGACAUGUAUUAUGAGAAGGCGGUGUAUGGUGGUGGAGGGAAGGGUGUAUACUUGGUGUGGGAGGAUCUGAAUGUGGUGCUGCCAAACUUUGGGAAUAAACCCACCAAAAGGUUGCUUCAAGGGCUUAAUGGGUUUGCUGAGCCUGGUAGGAUCAUGGCCAUCAUGGGUCCUUCUGGCUCUGGCAAAUCCACUCUUCUUGAUUCUCUUGCAGGUAGACUCUCCAGAAAUGUGGUCAUGACUGGAAAUAUUCUUUUGAAUGGGAAGAAAAGAAGACUAGAUUGUGGUGUUAUUGCUUAUGUGACCCAAGAGGAUGUGAUGUUGGGAACUCUAACAGUGAGAGAAACCAUAACCUACUCAGCUCAUCUGAGGCUCCCAAAUAACUUGACCAAAUAUGAAGUAAACGACAUUGUCAAUGGAACCAUCAUGUCCAUGGGUCUCCAAGAUUGUGCUGAUACCUUGAUAGGAAACUGGCAUUUGAGAGGUAUCAGUGGUGGGGAGAAGAAGAGACUGAGCAUCGCACUUGAGAUCCUCACAAUGCCACGAGUUUUGUUCCUCGAUGAACCUACCAGUGGCCUUGACAGUGCCUCUGCCUUCUUUGUGAUCCAAACUCUCAGGAGCAUUGCCCGUGGAGGAAGGACGGUUAUCUCUUCUAUUCACCAGCCUAGUAGUGAAGUGUUUGCAUUAUUUGAUGAUCUGUUCUUGCUAUCUGGUGGUGAAACUGUUUAUUUUGGAGAAGCAAAGAUGGCAGUAGAGUUCUUUGCUGAAGCUGGAUUUCCAUGCCCCAAAAGAAGAAAUCCUUCUGAUCACUUCCUGCGGUGUAUAAAUUCAGAUUUUGACACUGUAACAGCCACACUAAAAGGUUCUCAAAGACUUCGGGAGGAUCCAACAUCAUCAGAUCCUUUGAUGAAUAUGGCAACAGCACAGAUCAAGACAAUGCUUGUGGAAAGGUACAAGCGUUCCAAGUACGCAAAAAGGGCAAAGGCUAGGAUUCAAGAACUAUCCAACAUUAAAGGAGACGUGGAAACAGGGAGCCAAAGUGAAGCGAGAUGGUUGAAGCAGCUUUCAACAUUGACAGAACGAUCAUUUGUGAACAUGAGUAGGGAUGUGGGAUAUUACUGGGCAAGGAUAGUGAUAUACAUAGUUGUAUCCAUCUGUGUUGCCACUGUAUUCUUUGAUGUUGGCUACAGCUACACCUCUAUUCUUGCCCGGGUAGCUUGCGGUGCUUUUAUAACCGGAUUUAUGACAUUCAUGUCUAUUGGAGGCUUCCCAUCCUUCAUUGAAGAAAUGAAGGUUUUCUAUAAGGAAAGACUCAAUGGCUACUAUGGAGUUGCAGUAUACAUUCUAUCCAACUUCUUCUCUUCGUUCCCUUUCUUGGUUGCUAUUGCCCUUAUCAGUGGGACCAUAACAUUCUUCAUGGUGAAAUUCAGAACGGGAUUUUCACAUUAUGCGUUCUUCUGUCUUAAUAUCUUUUUUAGCAUAGCUGUUAUAGAGAGUCUAAUGAUGGUUGUGGCUUCAGUGGUUCCCAAUUAUUUGAUGGGGAUUGUAACCGGUGCUGGAAUUAUGGGAAUCUUAAUGAUGACUUCUGGAUUCUUCCGAUUGCUGCCUGAUCUCCCAAAACCAUUUUGGCGAUAUCCUGUCUCAUACAUUAGUUUUGGUGCUUGGGCACUUCAGGGUGCCUACAAAAAUGAUUUCCUUGGUCAGGAAUUUGAUCCUCUCUUUCCCGGAGGACCAAAAAUAUCAGGAGAGUACGUUGUUUCAAAGAUAUUCGGGGUAUCUGUAUCACGUUCCAAAUGGUGGGACUUAUCUGCAGUGGCACUCAUUCUUGUGUCUUACCGCCUUCUCUUCUUCAUUAUCCUUAAGUUUAAGGAAAAAGCUUCACCAUUGUUUAAGGACUUUUAUGCAAUGAUGACUACACAUUCACAGCAUCUUGAGAAAGUUCCUUCUUUCAGGGAAAUAACUUCUUUUGGUUCCAACAGGCACCAACCUCUCCAUUCACUGUCUUCUCAAGAGGGUCUCAACUCUCCUCUGCAGUAGAAGCAACAAUAGCAACCAUGUCAUACCUUGAGUUUAAACUAUGUAAUUGCUGUAACGUAUUUUCUGCUAUUCAUCAAUGUAUGAAAGUCCUAGAAUAGAGAGAAAUAAACGUAAAAAUGCAUACACAAAGUUUCUGAUUGAUUUUUAUGUAGAAGGGAUGUCUUCCCUUUUGAUCAAGAUAAUGAACAUCAAUUUAUGUG